Messenger RNA from Cuscuta campestris, 1871 nucleotides. NCBI's taxonomy places the organism in Eukaryota, Viridiplantae, Streptophyta, Magnoliopsida, Solanales, Convolvulaceae. The record is from the annotation of a GenBank genome assembly.
UAAGAGCAAAUAAAUUCUGGGGAAAAGAAAAACGCUAAUAAGGAGAUCCAGAGAGGUGCGUAGCGAGAGAGAGAGAGAGAUGUUGAGGAGUAGCGUACCUUCGAUAGUGGCUCUAGGGACAGCUGAUCCAGAUGACAGCGGAGACGGUGUUUUAUCACGUAAAUUCUUGGGAAUGGUUUCACCCGGAGGUGCCUUUAACGUUCAAUUCUACUUCAGGUUCUCUGUUUUGGACCCUGUUGCCAAGUUUGCAUUGGAACCGGCCAAAUGUGGGGGUGGACUUGUCAACGUAAGAUGCUGUUAUAACAAUCUUUACUGGAGCAGGCCAUUUCCAAACACAACCACCAUUAUAGCAGAAGCUAGCGAGCCGGUGGAAGACAAAUCAUCCUACAAGUGCACACUAUUCAAGCCCAACUUGAUUGAGUAUGACGGCCAACCUGCCGUGCAAUUUCUCCAUGUCGAAACUGGGCGCAAUCUAGUCCUCUACUGGAGCGACUCUCUACACUAUCGAUUCCUUAUGGUGAGCCAGUCCGACUCAGAAUCCGAAACCAGUCCCCUCACAUCCAUCUUAAUCGAUUAUGACUCCUUGGUCAUCCUACCCAAACGAGUCAUAUUUCGAGGCAGCAACAAAAAAUUUCUCCAAGCCUCCUCCGACCACUACCCUCAAUUCACCCAAGACGACCCCGAAUCCGAAACGGUCGUGCACCAGGUUUUCACCACCAGUGACGGAUUAAUCCAGAUUAAGAGCAGUGAACUGGGCAAGUACUGGAGGCGCAGUGCGGAUGGCAACUCAGAUUGGAUCAAAGCGGAUGUCGACAAGAUCAAUGGCGACUUUAAUGAUGACCCCAACACAUUUUUCCAAGUGGUUAAGGCCGGAGGUGAUGCCACCGUAGCGCUGCGCAACUUUGGCAACAAACACUUCUGCAAAAGGCUUACCAUGGACGGGAAACAGGACUGUGUGAACGCUAACGCGCUGAGCAUGAUUAGUGAUGCCCAGUUUGAGGUGCACGAGCCUGUGGUUUCGAGGUUGGUUAAGGAGGUUACGUACAGGUUGGAUGGUGCUAGGGUUUUUGGGGUGGAGGCACUCUCAUUGGCCGAGUCUGAUGCUGUCAACAGAGGAAACACUGACUCUCAGAUUCAGCUCCAAUUCGAACGGACUGUAACUAGAAGCAGGACCUGGGGUCAUAACAUUGGUGUCAAAGCGGGCGUGAAAACUGAGUUUAAAACCGGUGUCCCGUUUAUAGCUGAGGGCAAAAUUGAAGUCUCGGCUGAAGGCGAGUAUGGGUACAACUGGGGAACCACCGAGGAAACUUCUGACAAGAUUUCAACAACUCAUACAGUGACGGUGCCACCGAAGAGUAGGGUCACGGUUCGGCUGUUAGCAACUAAGGGUACAUGUGAAGUUCCCUUCACAUACACCCAGGUGGAUCGACUCUACAAUGGUGACGUCAUCACCUCCACCAUGGACGACGGUGUUUUCAGUGGGGUCGAUUACUACAGUUUCCACCACACUUCUUCUGCGCCGGAGCCUCUCCCGGCGGCCAUAUAGCUUAAUAAACAAGCCCAUCGAUGUUCUAUCUAUAUAUCCAUCUGAAUAAAGACUGGCUUAUUAUGGAAUUGCAUAUUCCAUGGUAAGCAACCGCAGAAUAAUUUGGUAAUAAUGUCCUUAAUUAUUGCGUCUAAUAAAACAAACCUUCUUGUGCACGCAGCCACUGUGCAUCCGUCAACAUUUCUUGUCUACUCUCUAUCAUCCUUGUACUCCGUUCCAAAUGGAUGAAAAAUGUUGCGAUAUGAUAACUCCAUCUUGUUCUUUUUUUAUUCUACAUAUUUUAAGUGUUAUUGCACGAAAAUAGUAAUAAAUUUACCCAUUAAUG